This is a messenger RNA of Aureococcus anophagefferens, 429 nucleotides long. RefSeq lists its product as hypothetical. The annotation marks the transcript as partial. The record is from RefSeq and is a predicted model, not a curated record. The transcript has a single exon. NCBI's taxonomy places the organism in Eukaryota, Pelagophyceae, Pelagomonadales, Pelagomonadaceae.
CGCAUGGGCAAGGAGGUCAAGGCGCUCGCGACGUCGCCGCCCGAGGGCGUCAAGUACGUCGAGACGGACGCGGACCAGCUCACGGAGAUCCACGCGGAAAUGAGCGGCCCCACGGGCACGCCCUACGAGGGCGGCACGUUCCGCCUGAAGCUCGUGCUCGGCUCGGACUUCCCGUCGGCGCCGCCGCGGGGCUUCUUUUUGACCAAGAUCUUCCACCCGAACAUCGCGGCGAACGGCGACAUCUGCGUCAACACGCUCAAGCGCGACUGGAGCAGCGACGUGACGCUGAGCCACGUGCUCCAGGUCAUCCGCUGCCUCCUCAUCGUGCCCUUCCCCGAGUCGAGCCUCAACGACGAGGCGGGCAAGCUCUUCAUGACGUCCUACGACGAGUACGCGGCGCGCGCGCGGCUCUACACGGACCUCCACGCG